AUGUUUCAGCUUUGGGGACUUGCUCUCUUGUGUGGCCUGCUCACUGGGACUUCAGCAUCUCCUCUUGACAACGAUGUUGUGAGAGAGCUGCAAUCUGCUCUUAAAAAAGGACUUGAGACUGAUGACAGUGCAUUUGAAUCUGGCCUUGAGAAAGUGAAGGCCGAUUUUGAGUCAGUCCAGGAUUUCACAUGUUUGGAGAUAGUCACUGUGAAGGAAGUACUUACCGAGAAGAUCCAGGAAGCUGAGUUCCUGGACAAGGACAAUACUGAAAAUCUUCAACUAUUUGUCAGCUGUUUACGGUUGACAAUCAGGAGCAUCAGUAUCGGGAAUAUCACAUUCGAAGAGCCUUGUGAAGGCACAGGCAUUAACCUGAGUAUCUCCAUCACUGCUGAGGUCACCCUGACCCUGCCUCUGUUGGGUGCGGUUGUUGACCUGACCCUCAACUUUGUCCUACAGACAAGUAUCAGCUUUAAAACUGAUGAAUCUGGUACCUUAAUGGUGGUCAUGGGAGAAUGCACCUAUACACCAGCCAAGAUCUCACUCCCCUUCGUGAACAGUUCCGUCUCCAGCCCCACUGGACUGAUCAGCGAUAUCAGAAAGACGGUGACCACACUUGUGAAUGAGGUGGAGGACUACCUAGUGCAGUACGUGGUGAGUACCCCACUUCUGGCAGCUCAGAGCCAGGCCAGGUGGGGAGCAGGUGUGACAUUCCCCGGGUGUCAGGACAAGAUGUUUCAGCUUUGGAAACUUGUUCUCUUGUGUGGCCUGCUUGCCGGGACCUCAGCAUCUCUUCUUGACAAUAUCGGCAAGGAUGUUCUGAGGAAGCUGAAAUCUGGUCUUGAGGAAGGACUUGAAAACCUUGACAGUACACUUGGAACUAUUUUUCAGCAAUUGAAGACUGAUUUCACACUGCCCCAGGAAUCCAAUACUGAGGAAGCCCAGGAUGAUCCCGAGGAAACUAAGAACUUACUGGAAGAACUCAUUUCUGGAAUUUUUCAAGUAGUGUACAGACUUACAGGGGUGAAAAUCAGUGAUCUUCACAUCCUGGAUCUCACAUUAGAAGCGACUUCUGACAGCAGUGCUGAAGUGAAAAUCCCCAUCACUGCUCAUAUCAAUGUGAAACUGCCUGUGUUGGGUGAGAUUGUCGACUUGGACCUCAAGUUGGUCCUCCGGUUUAGUGUCAGCGUUGAAACCGAUGAAGAGACUGGUGUCUCCCAUGUGGUCGUGGCAGAAUGCAAGAAUGAUCAACACAGCAUCGAACUCACCGUGCUGGGCAGGCACACUGGAGUGCUCCGUCAGGUUGCGGACUUCGCAGCCAACCUUGCAUAUGAAGUGGUGUCCCUCGUAAUACAAUCUGAGCUGUGCCCAGAAGUCCGCAGCCUCCUUGAAAGCCUGAAUGCGGAGUAUGUUAAGAACCUCAUCGGUAAGUCACAGCCUGGGAAAGUGGCGAAGGGGCUCCCUUUGCAGCAUCACAGCGGGGAGCAGGCCACUCUAUGCCUACAGCACCAGCAGGUCUGGAACACUGAGGCCCAGGAUGGGCAAGCAGGUGACCUGAGGUCACAUAGAGACAGCCUCACUCUGCUUCUGCUGCACCACCGCCAUGUUGGAGGGCUGCCUUCACCAGCACACCUGA
Molecule: messenger RNA, 1633 nt
Organism: Rangifer tarandus platyrhynchus (Svalbard reindeer)
Lineage: Eukaryota; Metazoa; Chordata; Mammalia; Artiodactyla; Cervidae
Source: the annotation of a GenBank genome assembly